This is a messenger RNA of Pocillopora verrucosa, 765 nucleotides long. RefSeq names its product ragulator complex protein LAMTOR4 homolog. The record is from RefSeq and is a predicted model, not a curated record. Gene Ontology annotation, cellular component: lysosome; Ragulator complex. Gene Ontology annotation, molecular function: guanyl-nucleotide exchange factor activity. Gene Ontology annotation, biological process: positive regulation of TOR signaling; cellular response to amino acid stimulus. NCBI's taxonomy places the organism in Eukaryota, Metazoa, Cnidaria, Anthozoa, Scleractinia, Pocilloporidae.
AGCGCGGCUGCUAAGCAUGAUGAAAUCUCGUGAUUUCUCUCAAUUUCAAGCACAAGAAGAUGGCAAUUCCUUUCCCACAUGGCCUAGACAAAAUACCUGAUGUGCAGGGAUACUUGGUAAUUAAUUCAGAUGGAGCAGUACUUGCUUCAUCAGGUGACCUUGAGAAUGAGGAAAAUAUUGCUGCAACCAUAACUAGGAUGCUUCAAACAGCAGCCAAAAUAGCAAUUUCAGGAGACAGAACUCAGACCAUGAAGAGAAUGUCAGUGUGCUAUAGAGACUUCACAUUGAUGGCAACUGUAUCAAAUCAGAAAAUAUAUGUUGUAAAGAGACCUUUGAAACAGGAAAGUGAAUAGAGAAUGAAUUAAAUGGUACAAGUAAAAGACAGAGUCACAGCCAUCUUCUGACAUUGAUCAAAGAUUAAGUCACCAAUGGACGUGAAAUCAUCAACAGAAAUUGGAUUUACCUGCUCAGGAAAAAUGCUCAAUCAAGAAACUUCUGGCUAGUUUAAUGAACUGAUAAAUUUUCACACAAUAAUUCUCGUUUUCCUCCCUUUUUUGGAUUUUUUCUUUUUCCUCUAAUCACAUCCACUUACAUCUGUAAGAGCAACUCAGCUUGUAAAUGUUGACUUAAGUAAAUCAUUCUCCUUGUUUGACAAUUGGCCCCUCGCUCAUGUUACAGUUAGGGUGAAAAUACAAAAUUAUGAAAUAUUUUCCUGUAUGGACUGUUAUUUAGAAUAAACUAAAGGUUAUUUAGCAAUGUUGAAAA